Amoebophrya sp. A120 is the source of this 5207-nucleotide messenger RNA. Lineage: Eukaryota; Dinophyceae; Syndiniales; Amoebophryaceae. The record is from the annotation of a GenBank genome assembly.
CACCACGAGCAGAUCCCGAGCUGAUUGAUCCAUUUGGCUUUCAAUAGAAAGGAUUGGAUCCCACGUAUUUAACGGAAGACCCACCGCCUCCGAGAUGAUCUGCUCCACGUCGGCUAUAGUACGAUCUGCGCAGAUAUCGAAAGAAAAAGUGUUGACGUUACGGUUUUAAGUUUUUUGGAAAAAAAAAAUUUUGGGUGUAUGCUGGAGGUAUGUUUUUGGUUUGUAAGUCGACCCAUUCCCGCUAUUCGUUCUCGCGGGACUGCGACGAAGCUCGCUUGGUUUGACCUAGCUAGUGCACAAAAUAUGACGGCGUAGGACUUCGGCGACCGGGGCCGCCCCCUGCCGUGCCUUCUCCUCGCCGCCGGCUCUUAGAUCCGGGCCAGAACGCUCAAACCUCGAACCGUGGCUAAACCUCGGACGUGUGGACCUAUGAGCUUGCAUCUAGAUGGCGUUUCCGCCAGUUCAGCUCUGUGCGGCUGUGCAAGUUUCCAUCUCGGACCUUUUGGCGCCUUUUGUCAAAUUUUCUCCAUGACUGAAGAAAAGGUGGCACUUUCGAGGAUGAGGGAAAUGGGCAAACUUUGGGUACCAAAAUGCCCAAAAUUUGCAGGCACCCCAAAAACCGUCAACACCUCAUCUAGACACUACGGUAUGGUCGAUCGGGUCUUCCAGAAGCCUGCUUUUUUGCAUGAAAUCGACCAAAAAACCGUCAACACCUCAUCUAGCCAGCACGCUAUGCUCGAUUUGCCUGCUCAGAAGGUGCGCUCCCGUGCCCGCACCGGUUUGAGUGAAGGGAAAUGGAUCAUAGCGUGCUGUCUAGAUGAGGCGUUGACGGUUUUUGUGGGAUCUGCAUUUUUUGGCCUCGAAAUGGCGUCAAAUCAUUGAUUUUUUCCUCGGAUUUUUCCAAUUCCCCAAAAAACCGUCAACAUCAUAUCUGGACAGCAUGCUAAGGUCCAUUUUCCCUCAAUAAAACAGGUCCAUCUCCGGCGUCGAUCGUUGCGACGCGUUGGUGGGCGGGUCUUGUCAGCAGUGCCGGGGCCCUGGCCCACCGGCUUACAGCCAUCAUGGCUCUUGAGCCCGGACAGGGAUUGGGCAGCCAUUUCAGGGCUUGAAGGGGCGCAAUGUUGUGGCGGGGCCUCAUAGUUUUCGCACCGUGUGCACUAGCUUCCUCUCCCAGAGUUUUACCACUUUAGAGCCCCGCAGGGGCAAAGAAUGAGGCUGCGCGGCGGCGAGAAAAAAAAAAAUUAAAAUGAUGGUGCUCAGUACCCACAAAAAUUUUUUUUUCCAAAAACCCGAAAACCGUAACGUCAACACUUUUUCUUAUGAUAGCAGAGGAGGUUGUUCAUCUCCAAGUGCAACAAGUUGCACGAAAACCCUACCGCCUCCGAGAUGAUCUGCUCCACGUCGGCUAUAGUACGAUCUGCGCCACGGAGGUUGUUCAUCUGCAAGUGCAACAAGUUGCACGAAAACCUAGUGAAAAAAUGACAAACGGAAGUAGAAGGGACUACACUAACUACACAUUACACAAGCUUGGUCGUGCGCGGAAGCCUGGUCGUGCACGGUACUGAAGUACCGGCACAAUAAUUCGACCGGGUCGUCGUGAAGAUGUAGCUGACGAUCUAGAAAACUGCAUGGCUGCUAGAAAAAAGUAGUCGCAGUUUGUUUAUUUAGAACCACGUGCGUAAUUUCAAUUGAAACUCGAAAAAAUAAACUCCGAUGUGAAGAAUCCCAGAGCGAUCUUGCUUUGCUAAAUGCCUUUGCCUCUGAUCAACAUCAUGCUCUUCGACUUCGAUUAUCGUACUUAUUCAGGGCUCUCCAACAAAUACUAUACACGUUUUUGCUACUAUUGACAUCUGUUUUUCUCGUAGUAGAAUUUGUUAGGUCAACAUUUAUUUUGUACAAUAAUAUUUUUUCUAUAUUUUUAUUUACAGCUUUUCAAAAUUGUAUAAUUUCAUCCCACUUCACUACCACGAAACACUAGACAAAAAAAAAUGCUUUUCACGGGCAACAGGAAACAAGGAGGCAAAGUGAUGCUUCUCGUCACGAAAGCAUUGCUUUACUCUUGCACGAGCAGCAGCCUGUGUGCGGGGGCCGCGAUGUUGCAGUCGGGAACGGGACAGGGGGAGGUCACGAGUCCUGGUCUGGUCGACAAGACGCCUUCUACUACAACAGCAUUGGUUCUUCCUACUAGAGAGUCUGGAGCGGAGGCUCUUGCUACUACGGACCAGGCCACACAGAUGAAACUGCGAGAACUUUUGAGAGACGGUGAAAGACGUGACGCGCAAAGGAGGGAAGAACGACGAAGAAUGGAGGAGAAAGUGCCCCACGAAGUGCAACUACGGCACGAAAAAAAAGCGUUGGUGGUCGUGCUGUGCAUCAAGACUCUUCUGAUAUUAUAACUACAACCUAUGUAAACCUUUACCUUCUAUUUAAACUUGUAUCGUGCUAUAAAUAAAUGCAGCUUAUCUGCUGGGGCUGGUACUCACUGGUAACCGUAACCGGCGCAGAUCUCCAUGUAGUUGAAAAUCAGUUAGCGCAACAACAUCGAAGCUUUUUUUCCUUUCAUAGAGGGGUGGUCCCUGUCGAUGUGACAAGAGGCGCAAGCAGGAAUGGAGGAACGCGAAAGUCGCGUGCAAGGACCGUAUCAAGAGGAACCGCCCUGCUCUUCUCUCGGCCAUUAUGGCCGUCGUCGCUAUCCUCGCGGUAGGACAACAGCAGUGGCCCACAGGAUUCGACAGUUCGAAGCUGUUGAACUUCGAUUUUCAAUCGCUGCGUGAAGAAGCAGGCCGGAAGAUUGCUCAACAGAAAUCUAUUUGGAUGAAAUCGGCCUUGGAGCAGGACCACGACGAGGACGGCGCAGGCGAAGUAGUACUGCGACUCCAUCCCAGGAGGGGAACGCCGGUCGACGAGAGGGACUUCAUGAUGAUCAGGCACCAGGUAUCCUGAGUGAAGAUGUCCCCACACCAGAGUCAAGAUGGGAGAUCUGCUAGACAAAUCAGCCAGCUUUGGUUGUUUCGCAUGACAAGUUUGUCCGCGUAGUGUAAUCCUGCUUAGGUAGUUCAGCAGCAUCACUGAUCUAGCUGAUCAUGCUGAUUAUAGCAUGACAGAUUCCAAAACACGAGGGAGUAGAAAACGCCUCUCAUGGGGCUCGGCAUGAGAAACUUUUUUGGCAUGCAGAUUUGCAUCACAACUAUGGGGUGGGGACGUUUUUACAUAGGAUACCAGGAACUAGUUUCCCUUUUUACCGGUCCGAACAGUGAGCACGAAUGGAAAAAAUUGGCUCAACAGAAUACUCCGAACGCCUUUCCUAUGGUAGUGUCAGGAUCGAAAUCGACAAUGUUGAAAUACAAAUAAUUUGUGAUGCAUAAAAUGGAGUAGCUUUCAACUGGCGCAUGACAAAUUUGGCUAGAACCGAAUUCCAGUUUGUAGUGCUGUUUGGGUAAGAGAGACGCCUUUUGUCAUGCUACUUUAGCAGCCCUAUUUCUACUCUUCAACAGGCUUACAAUCUGCCUCCCUUGCCUACGCUGCAAGACAGGUAUUUUGUGGGUUGCAUUUUAUGCAUCACAAACCAUUUCAACUUUGAGGAUUUCAAUCCUGACACUUCCAUAUUCCCUUCGGCGCAGUUUUUCUUCGACUUUGCCCAAUCCGCAAUGAAGGCCGCCAGCCAUCUGGAUCGUCACAUGGGGCCAGUGCGGGGCCACGGGUUGUGGUCCAAAAAGGACCAGGAAAUUAUGAGCAACGUUGAAAAAAUCGGACGUAUUUUUGCGGAGAACCUGAAGCUGCUAAAGGAAAGGAAAGAACUGCUCGAAGCAGAACCGGUGCGGACGAAAACGUGGCAAGUCGUACCUCGAGCGGCACAGCAUGGUAAAAAUAAGCUCUUCGCCUUGAGAGAAAUCGACACGGAGCUGAAGAAGUUUUUUGACCAACUUCGGCAAAUCCUGAUUUCAGACCCAGAGCUUCAGCGUCUCCUCUUCCGGACCGCGAUUGACAUCGUGAACGACCCGACGAUCUCAAAUGAGCAUCGCGCGGAGCUGCUGCAGCGCCGACAUGAACAAACCGGAGAGGAAAACAGCCGCGGACUUUUCUUUUCCAGCGUCGCCAGAAACUUUCUAGAGCGUUGCCCGGUCCUCGUGGAGGAGCAAGAGAAUCCAACCGCCUUCCGCGACGACCUGCAGACGAUUGGAAAAGGAGGUCAACGCUUGUUUAGAACUUUCGGUAACGCCAGCAACGGCCGUGCUAUAAAAGGACUCCGUAAUACAAACGCCAGCAAUGUGGUGCAGCAGGCCGAGGCAAAAAUGAUCGCGUGCGAGCCUGUAACUCCCUUAGAUUUGCCGGAAAAGAUAAUGGACGAGUUUUAUCUUUCGACGCAAGAAGGCCACAUGCGUGCCGCACCGGAGGACGAUACAGCAGAGGGGGCGCAGCAAGUACCAGCGAUGCUCGAUUCUGACAAGUGGAGUUACACGCGUUGGGCCAGAAAUUCACUGUUAACUAUCGUCGCGGCAGGAAGUACCGGAUUGGCGGGCGUGCGGUUGAUGUCCUCACAGUGAAUAUGAAGGCGAGCGCGUAUAAUUUCAUUCUUGGGGCGUGUCUGCUCCGAUUGGCAGCACGACAAGGAGCGAGUGAUGUGUUUCCUUGCGAUAAAAUCUCCUGGGACCUCCAGUAUUGGAAGCAUCAUCUUCUGGUAGACAUACUUUACUUACUUCAGAAACUGCUUCUGCCGCUCUGAGCAUCGUAAGUACGAAGAAAGUUCAAUUAGAUGCCACGUCAUACAUGUAAGUCGCGGUCAAUAGUUUGAUCAGCACGUGUGCUGGCCUCAUUAUAUCUCUUUUUUUUUAUCAGAUGCAAGCAUACACCAGCAGCUUAUAGCCGUGUCGCAUGAUUGCAGCUUUGCGGGGGGUGAAGAUUACGUUAUCAUGUGCUCCUUUUGCUAGGUUUAUUUCCUUUCUAUAAAUAUAUGCUGUUUUCGUUUGUAUGAUUCUUUUCCGGUACAAGUUGAGCUCUACGUUGUAAAAUUCUUUUGAUUUUAUGUAUUAUGCAAGAAAGUGCAAGAGCUGCCAGCAGUUCCACGAUUAUGCCAGAUUUGGUAGUACCGAGGAGCCAAUUAUAUAUAUUGUAUGAUUUGAUCCACCAUUUGCAGCGCGUCCGUAGUUUUGGCAGGAAAAUGAAUGAGAUGUUGCAAGAUGAGAUGUUAUCAGAUUCGUGUCCUGUCC